AUGUUCGCGCUUCUUAAAUUCAUCGUACUCAUGACGUCAUUAAGAAUGAGCCUUUUCGUUGAACAAACAGCAGGUCCUGCAGAAAUAGAGGAAUUGAGCGAAGAGUCGCUGUUGGAAUACGCGUUCGGAAACAACACUGAUCCGGACAAAAUAGACAUCGCUCUUCUUGAAUCCGAACGUUUUCGAGAUCUCGUGAAUUCUGCGAGAAGGAAAAACAAGAAUAAAUACGUGAUUGGCCACCAAGCACUCAAAGGGGGACGCGAUUAUAUGUCAAUGACCUAUGCGCAAUGUGAUGGAUCUGAUGCAGCAAUCGGUGUACUCAACCAGAUAUCGCUUGGAAGACACGAGGCGUUUUCGCAAGAAAUACCGGAACGAUCCCGCGUAUCAAGCGGCGGUGUUUUACGGAGCGGCGAUGCAGAUAAGGCACACGUCGACGUCAACGACAUGGUGGAACGUAUGUUUCUUAUACGGCAGAAUUUCGUGGGAGUCGCGAAAGAUGAAAUGCCGGAAUACGAGAAUAAUCCAGCUCUAAAUGAACCACCGGAGCUUAAGAUUAACUUUGACAUUUUCGAUGAUAAAAAGAAAGGCGAAACUGCUAUUCUAGAUUAA
Molecule: messenger RNA, 609 nt
Organism: Leptosia nina
Lineage: Eukaryota; Metazoa; Arthropoda; Insecta; Lepidoptera; Pieridae
Source: the annotation of a GenBank genome assembly